AUGGCACAAAAAGCCAAGAAAGACAGAGCAAAGGCCAAUAUCCAAGCACUAAACUACCUCCAUUGUGGGACAUUUCUUGCAAAUGCUUUGUUCUGCCUCUUCCACUUCUUGAUACGAUCAAGGAAUAUGUGGGCAUACGUACUUUUCUCACUUGCACCCUGGGUUAUUGAAUGGUUUCUUGAACAGAACAGUCGUCCCAAGUUCGAUCAAGCUGGCAAGAUGGUGUCUGCAGGAGAAGACCUUGCAGCACCCGGAUUGACAGAAUAUAUGUUUGAUAUUAUAUGGAUGCAUUGGUUGUCAUUGGUUGUUGUUGUGAUUUUUGGCAACUGGGGCUGGCUUGUCUUUUCCGUGGUGCCUAUAUAUGGACUUUACAAGGUUUUUGGUCUAUGGUCGGGAGCAAAGGGUAUGAUGGGUGGUGGUCAAAGAGCACAAGCACCCGAAGAACAAAUGCCAAUGGCAGGUAAUAGGAGACAGAAGAGACAGUAA
This is a messenger RNA of Botrytis byssoidea, 486 nucleotides long. RefSeq lists its product as uncharacterized. The record is from RefSeq and is a predicted model, not a curated record. Lineage: Eukaryota; Fungi; Ascomycota; Leotiomycetes; Helotiales; Sclerotiniaceae. The transcript has a single exon. The coding region runs from base 1 to 486 and encodes 161 amino acids. Gene Ontology annotation, cellular component: intracellular membrane-bounded organelle. Gene Ontology annotation, biological process: vacuolar protein processing.